Messenger RNA from Fusarium falciforme, 1098 nucleotides. RefSeq lists its product as hypothetical. Bases 1 to 1098 code for a protein of 365 amino acids. Lineage: Eukaryota; Fungi; Ascomycota; Sordariomycetes; Hypocreales; Nectriaceae. The record is from RefSeq and is a predicted model, not a curated record. The transcript is spliced from 5 exons.
AUGGUGUCUGGAAACAUUCCGGGUGAGAGCAACGCAGCUCAAGUCCGUAUUCCUUGUAUAAUCUUCUUCGUCUUGACGCCUGUCUUUCUCUUUAUUCGGUUCUGGAGUCGGAUAGCCAAGAGGUCGGGUUUGGGCUGGGAUGACUGGACCAUUCUGUUAUCCUUUACUUGUGCCCUGAUCGUGCAGAUUCUGAUGAUGAUCUCGUGCGAGUAUGGGUUUAGUCAACACAUCAAGAACUUGGCUCCCCAGAAUAAGCUGAUGGCACUCAAACUCUUCUAUGUCGCCCAGAUCUUCUACAAGCUCACCAUCAACCUUACAAAGAUCUCGAUCCUGCUCCUGUACCUCCGAAUCUUCGUCCAGCGAUGGUUCCGCAUAUCCUGCUAUACCCUCAUGGCUCUCAUCACCUGCUACAUGAUAGCAACCACCGCGUCGUCCAUCUGGCAGUGCAAGCCCAUCAGAGGAGCCUGGGAUAAGUCGAUGCAACCGACGUGUAUCAGUCUUACUAAGAACUGGUAUGCGAACGCUGGCUUCUCGAUCGCCACCGACAUCUUGAUCCUGUUACUGCCUAUGCAGCCCAUAUGGACGAGCCAAUUGUCGGUAGCUCACAAGAGAGCACUAAUGUUAGUGUUUGCUAUGGGAAGCUUUGUCACCGUCACGUCCAUCAUGCGCGCGACAACACUUCGCUUCUCAACCACCAGCCCCGACAUAACAUACGACAUCGCGUCAACGCUAUGGACCAUGAUCGAGGAGAAUAUGGCCAUUAUUUGCGCCUGCCUGCCCAUGUGCCGCAUGCUCCUGGCGAUUCUCUUCCCAGCCUGGUUUGCCGGUUCCAAGGCCUCCAGCUCCGAGGAUUAUGUCCUCAGCGACAGGUCUGGGGACCAGCCUGGGGCAUGGAGGCCAUAUGUCGGACCCCGGCACGCUGAGGGUUUCAACCAGAGCGAAGUCCUCCGCACCGACGGGGCAAGUGAGGAAUAUAUCCUGGACUCGUUGAAAGGCAACGAUGCACCUAGCGAAAUUGGGAUCGUACGGAAGACCACAUACGGUGUCACGUAUGAGACUGAUACCGAGGCUAGGAACAAGUAUCAACAGGACGCGUAA